This is a messenger RNA of Stegostoma tigrinum, 10423 nucleotides long. Its product is annotated as LHFPL tetraspan subfamily member 7 protein. The transcript has 3 exons. Lineage: Eukaryota; Metazoa; Chordata; Chondrichthyes; Orectolobiformes; Stegostomatidae. The record is from RefSeq and is a predicted model, not a curated record. The coding region runs from base 48 to 725 and encodes 225 amino acids. Gene Ontology annotation, cellular component: membrane.
AGAAGGAACCCCAAAAGAAGCCACACAAAGUAUCAGUUGCCUUCCAGAUGCAUUCGCUGUUGGAUCGGAAAAAGAAGGAAGCGGGUGCUGAGCUGGGCUUGGUGGAGAUGCCAGUGGACAGUCUGCUCGGCCAGCCCCAGAAGAUGUGGACGUGUGUGGGCUGCAUGUGGGUGCUGCUCUCUUCGUGCCUGGUGGCAGUCUGCAGUUUCAGCUUCAUCUCCCCCGCUUGGAUCGUCAGGGAGAAGAGCAAAGAGUCGGUGAGCUUCGGGCUGCUCUGGUACUGCUCCGAGAGUGUCUAUAACUGCUACACCUUUGGGGGUCUGAGCAGCUUCGCUGAUAUCCCUUCGGGCACCUGGCAGACGAGUGCUGUUCUCUGUUCCGGAGGCUGCGUGCUGCUAGCUACCAGCGCUCUGCUGGCUAUCGUUACUGUCUUCCUGCCAAGUGGACUGUGUGAGAAGAGAAUCUGCACACUGGCUGGAUACAUGCAAACAACAUCGGUGUUUAUUAUGGCAUCUGGGCUUCUGAUCUAUCCUUUCGGACUGAACUCACCCCUUGUACAGAAAUAUUGUGGAAAUUCCAGCAUCUAUCAUGCAGCGGAUUGUCAGAUUGGAUGGGGUUAUAUGCUAGCCAUCGUUGGAGUCAUGCUUGCAGUCUUCCUACCUUUCUUCUCCAAAUAUGCGCCAAAAGAAUCCAGCUCACCGACUCCAAUACCUGCAAUCUUAUAGUACAUAUUACUAAAAAGGGACUAAUCUAGCUCUGCUAAAAAAAACCUGCUUUUAGACUUUCAGAAAUGAACAGAAGAAACGAAAGCACUUCUUUAGGCUAUAAAAAAGCGAAAUAAGGUCAAUUUGAUUUAAGUGACCUAAAGUGCAUUACACAAGAAGUCUUCCUGAUUUCCUCAAAAUACAGCCGCCAACAUCGCAAUUUAUGCAAAAUUCUACAAGGAAAUCAGUUACAAAAUACGUGCUGUGAAUGGUAUUGCUGUUACACAAUUUGCAAACUUAACCUGAAGCAAAUAUCUAUUAAUUCAGGCAAUUAGUACUAUCAGCUGGAUUGGCUGGAGUUUUGAGGAAACUGCAAGGUUGAGUAACAGUAAGAUAUGCGAGGGUUCAACUUGCUAAAGCAUAUUGGUUAUUAUGAUCAAAGUAACAGGAAUAGGCUCAGUAAAGAUAUCACGGUUACAGAAUGGCAGCAUUGUGUUUACUAAUUCAUAAGAAGGAUGCUGAGGCAUGACAUUGUUCAGAGCAUCCUUCAAACAACAAAUUGUGAACAGAUUGGAAAAUGAAGAGCAAUUCUGUGGUUAUAGGGUUGCUUAUUCCAAAAUAUUCUUCUGUUCAGUGUCUGCGAGCAUCAGGAUAAAUUUUUAACUAGUGUACUAGACUGCCAGGAAACAUAUUUAGAAAUGUACACUUUUUGAAGUUGAAAUGACAAGUUUAAUCAGCAGACAUCCAGAAUAUGCUGGAGAUUGCAGAUAAUUCCAGUUUUAAAAGCAUAGCAUAGCUUGCCAAUUAACUGGAAAUCUUGUCUUAUUUUAUAACAUAAGAUCAAAAUUUCAGUAAUGGACCUCACACUGAGAUUUUUAUUAAAUGUUAGCUGAUGGGCAUAAAAUAGAACAACCUGUGGACCAAGGAUUGCAUAUACAAGUAUUUCUAACCAAUGUUAGAAGAUCAAAACAGUGCUUAUGUACUGAAAGGGCUGCACACUCCUAAAAUCAUUGAAAGCAUUUCAUGCAGUCCUCUCCACUAAUAUCUCUUAUGAUCAGCGUACUUAACUUUUAAAUAGAGAACCUCAAUAUCAACCCUCCAACCUUCAUAUCAGUAUGAAACACAUCAGAACAUGCACUACAACCACCAAGGAAUAAAUUCAGCAUGAACGUCUUGAUAAAUACUCCAUAUGGCUUUAUACCUCUGCAGUCAGUACUCAAUAUAGUGGUACUGUCUUAACAUGCAAUGAAACUCCUCCUUAUUGACUCUUUACCACACAUAUGCCAUCUACUGAGAAUGUGUCCUUUCCACACAACUCCAACUGACAUUAAAUUCAACUUAUUGGAGUCUAGGAAUUGUUGCCAAAUGAAAUUAAUCAGUGAAGUGAUUGCUUUCCCCUGGACAGAUGCCUCAGUCUAUUACUAGUAUAUGACACUAAGAUAAAGGCAUAAAAUCAUUUUUUAAAGAAAUUAAGUUGAUUUUAAACAUAGCUUUUUCAAACAAACAAAUCCUUACUGUAAGCUUUAGAUUUAUCAAAAUUCUUGGUGUUUCAUUGACUUACAAUUACUUGUAGAGAAGUUAUUUGCUUUAUUAACUUUCAUUUAGAACAGUUAUUACUUACUUAGAUGGGGAUGGCUUGGGGAACAGAUUUGUAACACACUAUAAUCGAUUUGCUGUACAAUAUUCAAUUGUGUUGUAAUUAUAUUCACUACAACAUACUUUUGUUUUAUUUUUAAGCUGAACGGUCUGAAUGUUAAUGCCACAUACAACUGGCCUAAUUCUGAAGCACCAAAUUACCCAUUACAUUGGUAUUGAUCAAACACUGAUUAAAUUGUCAUCUUAAAUUUGGAACACACAUCUUCCAACUCAUAGUUUUUUUUAUUGUAUCUUUAAACUGAUCUGCAAAUGCCUUCAAUGACACUUACAUGAGGCAUCAGGUUGAAAGGAUCUUUAUCACUAAAUCAUGAACAUAAACAUGUCUUAUUUUCAUUACUGCUAGCAAUUUAUACUAUACCCCUAUUUCCAAAUGCUAACUGAUUGCAUUGGAUUUUUCACACCUGCAAAUUCUUUAGCCAGGCUCAAAGCUUAUUACUUCAGGGCCCUCUUGUGAUGCAGUGGUAGUAUCCCUGCCAUUGACCAGAAAGGCUUGGGUUCAAGUCCCAUCUCCUCCAGAGACGUUUAAUAACAUCUCUGAACAAGUUGGUUCAAAAAAACAGGCUAAUAAAAAACAAAUUAUAUUAACAGCCUAUAUGGGAUUCACCUUGCAGUAAUUUCUCCACUCCUUUCACCAGAUGGUUUCAUAAAUUUGCAAAUAAAAUAUCUAAAGGCUGUUUGAGCCUAUACUGAAGCAAAUAUAAUCCUCUAAAUUUUAUGUUCUGAGUUGAGAUUUAGAUUAGAACAGAUUAAAAGAAUAAUUAGAAGCUUCUUGCCUGAUGGGACAAUGUAGUCAAAUAUGAAUAUUAGCAAGGAUAGCAAGCACAGGUGACAUCAUUUAAAGCUGAGAAUGUGAAAUUUGAUUUCAGAGCUGUACCUAUCCAACUACAUUGUUAUGACCAGAUGAGGGAGGCCGGUCAGCUUUCCCUUUCUCAAACCCCUCUCAUUCAUUUUAACAAAUAUUUUUAUUACAUUCUAACACACGUACUUCAAUUAAAUAGUCAUACAUGUCAAAAUUAAGAUGUCAAUUACAAGGUUUUCUUGAAUGAAAGAAAGGGGAAUUUUAUCAUCUCUUAAUGCAACAAAACAAUAAUUUAAAACUGCAAUAUGCAUGCAAACACAGGUGAUACAUUUAAAAAUGAGACAAGAAGAAUAAGGGCUAGCAAUUUAAAGGUUUUUAGCGUCCUUUAGGUGUUACAUUUUAACCUGAGACCAUAGACGUUUAAUUGUUGACUUAUUUCUUCAGCAAUGGCAAAAUAUAUUGACAUUUUUUGAGUUCUUAGCAAAUGGUUGGUUCUUCAAUUGGCUUUUUUGCAAAGUAUUGUGUACAAGAUUGAGAGAAAUAGGAAGCAGAGAAAAAUUUCCAGGCCUUACUCUUACAAAGUAAAUUUUCCUUUCAAAGUAUAAUUUUCUUUCUGUCUGCUCUGCUCUAUUCUGCAAAGCAGAUAUUGAAACACAGUUUGUUUGUAUAUCCCAAAUCUGGCUCUAUUGUCUUUCUAAGUUGGCUAAGUGACAGGUGAGUCUUUCAUCUCCUGAAAUGUGAAAUUAUGAUGUAAACAUGAAUUAAAAAAAGAGAUUUGAAUUCCUUGACACUGACUCAGUUGCCAGGUUUCAAUGAUCAAAGAUAAAGUGGUAAUUUCAGUUUCGCUUAUUCCACAUUUGUCUCCUAGGCUUGCGUCAGUCUGUGGUCCAGUGAUCACAGCAGCCAUUUAAGGUCCGUAUCAUUCCCUUUUUAAAAAAAACAUUUUCAAGCCUAUGAAAUCAGAUGAUGGCUAUCAAAAUAUGAUAGUCUACAUGUACCACAGUUGCAACAACAUAUAUUUAAACUCCAAAACAAAUUCUUCUAGCACUUAAUCAAUUGACAUCAGUUAUAAAUAUUUUCUAAGGGGACCUGCAAAAAUGUGCGACUAAAAUUCCAUAGUCCAUCUAUUUAGAUAUUACAUCUGCUCAUGAUACACAGCAGUCUUAAUGUCCCCUACACAUUAACAAAAUUUAAUGCAACUUUUGAUCAAUGGAAAAAAUUAUUUGAUCAGAAUAGGCUUUGAAAGGAGUGACAAUACCUAACAAUGGUAUCUGAUUUUUCUCUUCUUAUAAAUUUUACUCCAUUAUAUUACCACCGAAACAGGCAAAACAAAUUCUGAAAUAAAGCAGUCAAGUCUUAAUAUCUUAAUGUUUUAAUUACUUAAAAUUAAAUGACUAAUUAUAUCACUCAGCAACAUGGAAUUCUCAAUGCUCCAAGAGGAAGAUUUCCACUUUGUACAAUAAAAUUGCCACCAAGCUCUUCAUAAAUGAAUUUGCAUAACAUAAAUAAAAAAUCUUCUCCCCCAUUUCUAGAAUAAGUAGAUUCAUUGGCUUGGUCUGCACUUAGAUAUCAGUAUAAUCUAGCACUAGACUGGCUUGUUAUUUUUUAACAAUGUACACAUUCUCCUCUUCUUUUUAACAUUUUCCCUGCCCAAUUCUGCCUAAUUAUUUAGUAAAACUUCAGGGCAGAAACCCCUAGAUGCUGAUCUCGCCAUCAACAACUUCAUGUUUCAAUGUAUUGGAAGCAAUGAUGAAGCAUUAGUUCUUUAUUCUCUACCCCAAGUUUACUCUCAUCUGAGGUGACAUGUUUAGCUUUACACAAGAAGUUAAUCAAGUUACAUAUACAAUUAUCAGAUCAGUGUUUAGACCAGCCUGGAUUCAUGGCCAUAACCACGGGGAGUGCUUACUUAAACUGCUAUGUUGUUUAAUGAAACUCUUUUUAAAUUUGACGCAAGAGUCCAAAGGUUUUUCGCAGCUGAAUUUACUUUAAGUGAAUGGAAUGCAAAAUGGAACAGCUUUCUUACUGCCAAUCUCUUCCAUUUAAUGUGCAUAACGGAAUUACAAACCUCAUGUAACAGUUACAUUAUUGUAUCGGAAACGGUCUGUACAUAACACUGGGGAGUGUUAGCUCAGGUGGCUGAAUGGCUGGAUUGGUCUGCAAAGUGACACCAACAGGGGGCAGGUUCAAUUCCUGUACCAGCUGCGGUUGCUAUGAAAAUCCCAGCUUCUCAAUAUUGCCCCUCACCUGAGUUGUGGAGACCCUCAGGUGAAAAUUAACCACCAGGCAUCUCUCUCUAUAAUGAGAGAGCAACCUAUUGAUCUUCUAGGACAAUGGUGACUCUACUUUUCAUACUUAAUAUAGAUGAAAUUACUGCAAACUGAUUCUACCCCUUUGUCUUACACAUUGUUCUGACCAAACCAAUUUGUGCCUUUUAUUAUCUAAUAGCAAGAAACAUCAAUAAACAAGAUAACCAGGUUUUCCACUUAACAGUGCGGACAAAGGAUGGUUUUCUACAUGGUGUACAAAAAGUGUGUGUUCUAUAUUUGGAAUUCUGUUUUAAUUUUUUUUUUGUCCUUUUUGUGUAAACCGAUUUCUAAAUGUUUGGUGUAAAAGUGGCUGUCUGUUUUUCCACAGAAAUUUCUGCAGGUAACUGCUAGAGUGGUGGUCAAAAACCAGUGUUUGUACCACAAACUGUUUUUAGGCCAUGGUGAACAGUAGGAAGUAUUAAAAACACAGCCACACUGAUAACUGCCUUAAUUUCCAAUGAGAUUGCAAAUUUUAUGAAUUAACCAGACUGACUGCUGAAAUAAACCAAUUUGACCAAUGAUCAAAGUUAUUUGGUGGCUGUUUUAACGUCUUACUGAUCCGUUAUUUAGUGACAAUAAGCCAGGUAUAGAUCUAAUUCCACCCUUGAAAAUUAACUUGAGAUGAUGUCGUGCAAAUAGUACAUACGUGUGAAAUUCCUUUCCCAUUAUUUCACCAGAAGUGUAACUACAUUUAAAAGUAAACAAUUUAAUGUCACUCUUAAAGCUGAUGACAAAGGAAUUUUAUAUGAAUUAAUAAAUAUUGCACAUCGAUUUUCUUCAUUUUCAUAUCAAAGCCCAAGGAACUUGCUAAUUCUGAGGACAACUGGGGAAGGUGGCCGACAGUUCAAUUAAAUCAAGAACAACAGUUAUCACUAUAUGCUCAUGUGCAAAACAGCUUCAUAUAUGGAGUAACAAGGCCCAAGUAUUUAGCUUAGGCUAGUGGAAAUAGUGGUGGUUUCUAGGUUAUCUCAGAUAAUAAUUUAAAACUGCUUAAUGAGUAUAGCUAGUUAAAUGUCAACUGCCUAUCAAACUAUUUCAAAUCUUUUAAACUAUUAAAUAUUAUGGGAGAAAAACAUGUUUGUUGAAGCUUAUCAUCUUGCGCUCAUCAGGGCAUUUCACAAUUGGAUUGGCAUUCUUGUGAAAUGUCCUGAGUGUAAGAUGAAAAGUUUCAACAAAGUGUCUCUUUUGUAAUACCCAAUCUCUAUACGACCAAACAACAAACUUUAUUAAUUGUGCUACAAUAGAGUAUAGGAUUAGUAUAUUAGACAGCAUAUAUUCUGAUCAUUUACUUCUUUAUAAUUUUACUGAAGAUGACAUAAUCUUUUAGCUGUUUUGAACGCUUCACUUUUCAUGAGGUUUUCACAAAUUACUUGCUGUUGUCAGUUGAGAGGGUCAUGAAUCCCUGCCAAUUCUGAUCAGAAAAUAGGCCAUCAGAUACUAGAAGUAUGCAAGGUAAUACAACAAGUAUGAAUCUGAGUGUAAAGAAAGACGAAUGAUGAAGAAAGACAAUAGAAUCUUGAAAUCUACAGCCUAGAUUUUUUUUACAAAGUUAGAAGAUGUAACCCCAGAGCAUUAUUUCAAAUUAGGAUAAACUGGUAAAAAAUUAAGGAAUAAGAUUAAAGCUGUGAGAAUUAAAUCAAAGAGUUAUCAGAAGCAACUUUUUUUUCAACAUGAUGAUUCAUGUUUAGAAUAAUUACCAGGCAAAAUAACAGAGGAUUGUCAAAUGUCAUUGGAUGCCAAGAUGCUCGUUUGCUAUUGGGACAUUUCCUCAGAUGCAUAAGACUUAAUUCUUGGAGUUUUCUCAUGUUCUCAAUGGAAUUCUGAUGGCUGGUAUAAAAUGCUAUAAUAUUCUGGACAUGAUCCAUUACUUUUAACAUUACUUUCCAAUAUUUUUAAUGGUAAUAACAUUAAAGAUUGCCAUCAAAAAAAUAAAUACUCAAAUGAUUCAUGGAGGAGCACACUGCCCAACGUAACUUGUUCAAUUUAUUUCAUUGCAUAUUUUUGCAUUUAUUUUUAUAUGUAAUUAAAGAAUGAAGUGUCUGAACUGUCACUUUAAAUCAAAUCUAUCAGGCAGUAUUCACACUCACUUAGAAUAUUAAUGAGGGUUUCCUUUAAUGUGGCGUUAUUCAGCUUAGUCGUCUGAAGUGAAAUUUAUGCAUAGCAUUGUUAAUAGAAUUUGAGAUAGGUAAGCAGUUGGGGCUGCUGCAUCUGUUUGAUUGCAGAUAAAGCAUUCUGAGCUAUAAAAUAGUGGCAAUAUAAUUUCAUGUGACUAGUUGCACAUAAAAUUUGGAAGGCAAUACACCAUUGGUCCUCCUCUGCAUGACAUCUUUCCAACAGUGCUGCAGAGUAGAGGCAGAUGCCAUCAAAAUGUUUAGCUUUACACAAGCUAAGGAGGUCAUCAGGCAAUAUUGAACCAUUGAGAAAAAAAUCAUCUGGAAUUUAAUCAGCAAGCCAGCUGUUGGGACCCAAGCCACUAAAAUAGGCUUGGGGAAAGGCUGAAUAGGCUCAAUUUGUUUUCAUCAGAGCAGAGAAGACUCAGGGGAACAAUUUACUGCAGAUCCUGGAAUCUGUACUGAAAGCAAUAAAUGCUGGAGAUCACUGUGGGUCAAACAGCAUCCGUGGAGAGAGAGCAAGCCAACGUUUCGAAACUAGAUGACUCUUCAUCAGAGCUGAAACGAAACGUGGAGGGAUUCAGCACUUAUGCUAUCAACGAAGAUGUAUACAGUGAACCCAAAUUCCUGCUGUAGCGAAGAGGGGCUUGGGCAGGAUGGAUAUGAAACAGCUGCUCCCUUUAGUUGAAGGGUCAAUUACAAGAGGGCAUCGUUUUAAGGUGAAGGGCAAGAGAAUUAGAGAGCAAUUGACAAAAAAUUCUUAGAGGUUGGUCAGAAUCUGGAAUGCACUGCCUGAGAGUGUAGCAGAGGCAAGAAGGCACACAACCUUUAAAAAUAUGCAGAUAAGCACUGCUAUGACAUACAAGGCUAUGGACCAAGUUUGAAAAGAGGGACUGGUGCAGAUUGUUUGGCAGAGUCUCAGGCCAAAGGGCUUCAUCCUAUUGCGUGGCUGUAUGAGUCUAAAGGGCCCAGAAUGAUUAUUUAGCAACAGCAGCCAAUUAACAGGCUGCCACCAAGACUGGCAUCCAAUUAACAAAUGCAGUCUGCCUCUUUGUGCUGUUGGCCCAAACAGAGGACCAGCAAAUCAGCCAGUCACUGAUGGGCGUGGCCAUUACUGAGGCUACAGGGAGGAGAGAUUGUCUCCAUGCUGAGGGAACCUCAAGGGGUGGGUAAGAAAUGUUCUUACUGCGUUGGGGUCAUACAGACAAGCCCUGGGGAUGGGAGGAAUGACUCCUCCUCCAGGGGUGACCAUUGAAGUCUGUGGACCCUUCUGUAUGUCAUCAAAUGGCCAGAAAGGAAUUACUUCCACUUCACCUUCCCCGCUCUACCCACCAAUAGAAAUGUAAAGUAUAUCUAUUUCAACAUUUGAUGAGGAUAGAAUUGAGCUCAGUUGUAAUUCAUGAAAUCGUAGAAUGGUUACAUUACAAAAGAAGACCAUCCUACACAUUGUGCUUACACUAGCUCACUGCUAGGGCAAUUUCAUUGGUUCUCAAUCCCAGCCCUGCACCACUUCUUCCUUUUAAGUGCUUAACCUAUUCCUUUUUUUAAAACCAUGAGUGAAUCUGCCUUAACCAUUCUCUAAACAGAACUUUUCAGACUGCAGUCACUCACUGUGUAAAAGGAUUUUCCCUCAUAUAAUUAUUGUUUCUUUUGCUAAUCACCUAUAAUCAUGUCUUCAGGUUCUUGAGCCUUCUUCCAAUCUAAACAGUUUCUCUGUACUCUUGGAUGAAACUGCUCACAAAUUUGAAAUUGCCAUUCCACAGCUCAAUAGACUGAGAAUACUCACUGUGAAAAUGAACUGAGGAAAAAGUGCCUUAGAGAAGGAGACUGAUGCCUGUAGGAUGACAAAGGGAAAAAAGAUGAAUAUUGGAGGGGCAAAACUUUUGAGCUCAGUUUUCAGACAAUAAUGUGAAGUCAGUGUUGCAUCUUAUUCUUACUUGAAAUAAAUGGUACAUUGUGUUCACCUGGAUAAAGUUCAACACAUUAGCAACAACAAGUCUUCAUUUCAAAACAGUCACAUUCUUGUUUUGGCUGUAAUUUAAUAUUGUGUUUCAGUUUAUAAAAAUAAAACAGAAAAUCAUAAAUGGGGCUUGAUUUUCAAAUUGGUGUCUGAACCCAAUGCUUGGAUAAUUUUCAUGUGCCAAUCCUGAGCCAUGUAAAUGCCACACAUUGCUUCAAAUGUUAAUGCCCUAACUGUGCAGGGGAACAAGUCCUGCACUCAGUUAAUGGGCCAAGGGAUAGUGAGCAAGCCUAUUUGUCCACAGCCGACAAAGGUAGAUGAGAGCCAUUACAGGGUCAACAGCUGAUUUGCACAAGAGAGAAGGUAGACGCUCAGGGAGCCAAAUGCAUCAUGAUCUGAAAAUUGGCCAGAUGGCCAGGCAAACAAUACAGUAGCCAAUCCCUCAGCAAAACCCCUUGUGGCAAUUUUUUCUUCGAGUUUUAAAAUAAAACUUUGCUACUUCCCAUAUUGAAUUUGACAGCUAUGCACAAAUCAUUUGGAAAGCUUAUUCUAAAAUUACUAUCUGACCUUCCGCUGGCCCCUUAAGGAGUUUAAUAAGCCAUUCAUUGGAUUUCAGCAAGUUUCCAACUCCCUAGCCCACUCCCAAACCUCCCUCUGAAAAUGCCAGAGGCAUCAGAAUUCACCCGUACCCUUUGGGAACAAAGUUUUCAAUGUGUGCCGCAAAUCUGCUCACCCACUCUUACAAGUAAAAAAUUCACACUAUGAUAUCCAAACAACUAUCUGAAAAGUUUCUGCUUCAUUUCAUUGAUAAUUGCAACACAGAAUGUUCCUUUAUUUCCUGCCCUGAUAUAAUUCUGGACAAACAAAUUGUAAAAGAUUAAUGAUAA